This is a messenger RNA of Aspergillus uvarum CBS 121591, 1260 nucleotides long. Its product is annotated as putative aspartate transaminase. Gene Ontology annotation, biological process: L-aspartate biosynthetic process. Gene Ontology annotation, molecular function: L-aspartate:2-oxoglutarate transaminase activity; pyridoxal phosphate binding. Bases 1 to 1260 code for a protein of 419 amino acids. Gene Ontology annotation, cellular component: cytosol. The transcript is spliced from 3 exons. The record is from RefSeq and is a predicted model, not a curated record. Lineage: Eukaryota; Fungi; Ascomycota; Eurotiomycetes; Eurotiales; Aspergillaceae.
AUGACCAUGAAGACUACCCUGACCUCAAUGCCCCCGGACGAAAUCUUCGAGCUGAACGGCGCCUAUGCUGCGGAAAACAGCCCACGCAAGGUUAAUCUCAGCCUGGGAGCCUACCGCACAAACGACAACCAGCCGUGGCCUCUACCAGUGGUACGGGAAGCCGAGAGACAGCUCUUGGCAGAGACCGACCUCUCUCGGCAUGAGUACACGUCUAUCCAAGGUGAUGUGGCCUUCCUCGAGCUGGCCAGGGACUUGCUCUUUGGCCUGAAGAACCGUUCCGUCUUUUGGGAGAAGCAAGGCGCGACCAAAUCGCGUAUCGCCUCCGUUCAGACCAUCGCAGGUACUGGCGCGAAUCACCUCGGGGCCCUAUUCCUGGCAACGCAUCUGAAGCCCCGAGCCGUCUGGCUCUCGGACCCGUCGUGGGACAAUCACCGGAGAAUCUGGGAGCUGGUUGGCGUUCCCUGCAAGAGUUAUCCUUACUACUCGUCUUCCACGCACUCCGUCGACUUUGCUGGGAUGAUGUCCACGCUCGAAUCUGAAGCGCAAGAGCAGGAUGUCAUUCUUCUGCAGGCCUGCGCCCACAAUCCGACGGGGGUGGACCCCAGCAAAGAGCAAUGGAAAGUCCUGGCAGACUUGGUAAAAGCCAAGCGUCUGUUCCCCUUCUUUGACUCCGCGUACCAGGGUCUCGUGUCUGGGUCCGCCUACAAGGACAGCUGGUCGAUCCGGCACUUCCUAACCGAGAAACCCAACAUCGACUUCUGCGUCGCACAAAGUCUGUCCAAGAACUUUGGUCUGUACGGGCAACGAGUCGGCGCGUUUCAUUAUGUUCUUGGGCAAGGAACGCGGAACCGCCUUGAUGUCAUCAUCAGCAACCUUUGCCAUCUCAUCCGCAGCGAGUAUUCGGUGGCUCCCACCGGUGGCAGUCGUAUCAUUAAGAGGAUACUUUCUGAUCCCGCGUUGAGUGCGCAGUGGAGAAGCAAUCUGAGAACAAUGAGUCAGCGUCUGACAGCCAUGCGACACGCGCUGUACAGUGAGUUGAUGCGGCUUGAAGCCCCAGGCUCGUGGAGGCAUAUCGUUGACCAGAACGGCAUGUUCUGCUACACUGGCCUUACCCCGUCGCAGGUCGAGGUCCUCAAAACCAAAUACCACAUUUACUUCCUGAAGUCUGGCAGAAUAUCGAUCUGUGGCUUGAGCACAAAGAACGUCGUAUAUGUCGCUAGAGCCAUCGACGAAGUCGCGAGAGAUCCUGUGAUAGUGUAA